AUGCCUCUUGUUCCAAGGGUUCUCCAACUUCAACAGCAGCAAGGAGAAAAAUCGUCUCGUGAUGAACAGGUAGCUUGUGCCAUGUUGGCUACACAGCUGGAUAACUUCCUGGGUGGAGAUCCGGUCCAGCACAGGCAGGUUCAAGGCUACGAGUCCCCAGAGUUCAUGAACCUCUUCCCCCGAGGUGUCAGCUAUAAGGAGGGAGGUGUGGAGUCUGGCUUCAGAAGAACACAGUCUGGAUCUGGACCCGUUCAGAGGUUAUACCAAAUCAAAGGGAAGCGUAACAUCAGAGCCAAAGAAGUGGGUUUGAGCUGGCAGAGCUUUAACAAAGGGGACUGCUUCAUACUCGACCUGGGCGAGACGAUUGUGUCAUGGAUAGGAUCUCAGGCAAACAUCUUUGAGAAGCAGAAGGUGAGGGAGAUCGCCGCUCUGAUCAGAGACACAGAGCGACACGGCAAAGCCCAGAUCACUAACAUCAGUGAGGGAGAGGAGACACAGGAAAUGCUACAGGUUCUUGGUCCAGUGCCAGAGCUGAAAGAAAGCACUCCAGAGGAGGACAGCCAAGCAGAUGCAUCCAAUAUUGCCUCCCUCUACAAGGUUUCAGAUGCAACAGGGUCGAUGAAGUUGACCAAGGUGUCAGAGAAAAGUCCAUUUGCCAAGGACUUGCUGGUACGUGAUGACUGCUUUAUCCUGGACAAUGGGGCUAAUGGAAAAAUCUUUGUUUGGAAAGCUUGA
Molecule: messenger RNA, 735 nt
Organism: Sinocyclocheilus rhinocerous
Lineage: Eukaryota; Metazoa; Chordata; Actinopteri; Cypriniformes; Cyprinidae
Product: macrophage-capping protein-like
Exons: 8
Coding region: 1-735 (244 amino acids)
Biological process (GO): central nervous system development; cell projection assembly; barbed-end actin filament capping
Cellular component (GO): actin cytoskeleton; cytoplasm
Molecular function (GO): actin filament binding; phosphatidylinositol-4,5-bisphosphate binding
Source: RefSeq, a predicted model, not a curated record